AUGGAUGAUAAAGCUGUACAAGACCUACGCAAAGGUCUCGGCGAGGACGUCACCUCCAUCGACAUGAUGGUUGCCGUCAUCGAUCCUGGCGAUCCUUUCAACCCUACCUACAUGGAAGACGGGUACGGGGAAGAGCUUCGUCUGGGACCAGGAAGAAGUCCCCAGAGAAAGUUAAUGGGACAAGGGGGUUGGGGUCACGGCAACAGAAGUAGAGGGAGAUGUAAUUCCUUCUGCCCCGCCGUACUCGCAGCUCUCUAUCCAAGCACAGCAAGAGAGCCUUCAAACAUCGGAGAAGCUAUUUUGAGAAAUAUGUACGGCGUCGUCAUUGUCCCUGGUUAG
This is a messenger RNA of Laccaria bicolor S238N-H82, 339 nucleotides long. RefSeq lists its product as uncharacterized. The transcript has 3 exons. The record is from RefSeq and is a predicted model, not a curated record. Lineage: Eukaryota; Fungi; Basidiomycota; Agaricomycetes; Agaricales; Hydnangiaceae. The coding region runs from base 1 to 339 and encodes 112 amino acids.